Ctenocephalides felis (cat flea) is the source of this 444-nucleotide messenger RNA. RefSeq lists its product as uncharacterized. The record is from RefSeq and is a predicted model, not a curated record. Gene Ontology annotation, biological process: synapse organization. Lineage: Eukaryota; Metazoa; Arthropoda; Insecta; Siphonaptera; Pulicidae. The annotation marks the transcript as partial. The transcript has 2 exons. Gene Ontology annotation, cellular component: neuron projection membrane.
GUAACAAUAAGUCAGUAUCAUGGAUUCGACGCAGAGACGCCCAUAUCCUGACUGUGGACAGGUACACAUUCAUAGCUGACGAAAGGUUUCAAUCGUUUCUAAUUGAAACAACUGGAACCUGGACCUUACAAGUGAAGUACGUGCAGCAGCGUGACGCUGGAUCGUACGAGUGCCAGGUGUCGGGUUCUUCAGAGAGCGACCGCAAGAUGAGUUCGAUAGUGAACCUACAUGUUGUGGUUCCUCAUACCGAAAUUCUAGGAGAAUCCGAUGUGUAUGUACGAGUAGGAAGCACAGUGGCCCUCAGGUGUCUGGUUAGAGACGCAAUGAUAGCUCCGCCGUCAUACAUCAACUGGUACCACGCGCGGGGUCAGAAUACUGCAGACAUACGGGGACAAAUACACGCCUUGGGCGGCCAGUAUGGAACGCACGCCGGACGAUUCGACG